Bubalus bubalis (water buffalo) is the source of this 1451-nucleotide messenger RNA. Its product is annotated as olfactory receptor 12D2-like. Bases 525 to 1451 code for a protein of 308 amino acids. The transcript has a single exon. Gene Ontology annotation, cellular component: membrane. The record is from RefSeq and is a predicted model, not a curated record. Gene Ontology annotation, biological process: G protein-coupled receptor signaling pathway. Gene Ontology annotation, molecular function: G protein-coupled receptor activity; olfactory receptor activity. Lineage: Eukaryota; Metazoa; Chordata; Mammalia; Artiodactyla; Bovidae.
UUUCCCCUCUGUUAGAGCUGACUUGGGAUGAUAAAAGGGAAGUUGUAUCAGAAUGUAGAAGUUCACAGCCAGAUAAGAUGGUAGGCUGGCAACAUGCUCUGAAUCUCUGGGUGAAGGAAAAAAUAAUGAUAAACCUAAUGAAGAAAAAAAGUGGUUAGGAAACAGUCCAUUACCAACAUGUAACCUUAAAAUUUAUGAAGUUAAUGGUCCAAAUAUUGUACAAUUUCUGGUGCUGUAAAUGUUUAAAAUAACAAUGCUCUCCCUCAGAAUAUGGUGUCUAGGUAGGAAAAUCCUCAGCAGGAGGCCUUUGGUUCUGAUGAAAGUGAAAGUGGCUCAGUCAUGUCCGGCUCUUUGAAUUCUCCUGGGCAGAAUACUGGAGUGGGUAGCUGUUCUCUUCUCCAGGGAAUCUUCCCAACCCAGGGAUCAAACCCAGGUCUCCCGCAUUGCAGGUGGAUUCUAACACGCUGAGCCACCAGGGAAGCACACAGGAGAUAGCAUUUCAUUAUUGUUUUGUCUUUUAAGUGAUGCUGAAUCAAACCUCCAUCACUGAAUUUUUCCUCCUGGGAGUGACAGACAUCCAAGUACUGCAGCCGGUUCUCUUCAUGGUUUUCCUUACAAUUUACUUGCUCAGUUUGGCUGGAAAUGGAGCCAUCCUGAUAGUUGUCAUCUCUGAUCCAAGACUCCAUUCUCCUAUGUAUUUUUUCCUGGGCAACCUGUCAUGUCUAGAUAUCUGCUACUCCACGGUGACUCUGCCAAAGAUGCUGGAGAACUUCCUCUCUACGCACAAAGCAAUUUCUUUCUUGGGAUGCAUAAGCCAGCUUCAUUUCUUCCACUUUCUGGGUAGUACAGAGGCCAUGCUGGUGCCCGUGAUGGCCUUUGACCGCUUUGUGGCUAUCUGCAAACCACUUCGUUACACUCUUAUCAUGAGUCAUCAGGUCUGUACCCAGAUGGCUGUCACUAUCUGGAUCAUUGGUUUUUUCCAUGCCCUGCUGCACUCAGUAAUGACAUCUCACUUAAACUUCUGUGGUUCCAACCACAUCCAUCACUUCUUCUGUGAUGUUAAGCCAUUGCUCAAGCUGGCCUGUGGGAACACUGAGCUCAACCAGUGGCUGCUCAAUAAUGUCACGGGGACUUUUGCCAUGGGCUCAUUCUUUCUAACCCUUCUCUCCUAUUUCUACAUUAUUUUUUAUCUGUUCUUCAAGACCCAUUCUUGUAGCACGCUUCAUAAAGCACUGUCCACUUGUGCCUCUCACUUCAUGGUGGUUGUUCUUUUAUUUGGUCCUGUUUUUUUCAUUUACAUCCGUCCUGCCUUGGGUAGCUCUGUGGACCAGAAACGGAUCAUUGCCAUUAUGUACAGUGUGGUCACUCCCAUACUAAAUCCACUGAUCUAUACUUUGAGGAACAAGGAAGUGAAGGAGGCAUUGAGGAGGGUGAUCAGAAGGAAACUCUGA